Trichogramma pretiosum is the source of this 10212-nucleotide messenger RNA. It is a transcript of the gene ds, whose product is annotated as protein dachsous. The record is from RefSeq and is a predicted model, not a curated record. Gene Ontology annotation, biological process: homophilic cell-cell adhesion. The transcript has 12 exons. Bases 1 to 10212 code for a protein of 3403 amino acids. Gene Ontology annotation, cellular component: plasma membrane. Lineage: Eukaryota; Metazoa; Arthropoda; Insecta; Hymenoptera; Trichogrammatidae. Gene Ontology annotation, molecular function: calcium ion binding.
AUGCUUGACUCCGAACGUCGAUCGAGCCUCUUGGCUCUGCUGCUGCUGCUACUGUCGAUAAGCUGCUGCAGCUGCUCGGCUGAAAAGGUCUACUACCUCGAGGUGUCGGAGAGCGCCGCGCCCGGCACCCGUAUCGGCUUCAUCAACGUCGACGUCAACAAGCCCUACCUGAUAGUGCCGGUCUCGGGCAGCGCCAUCGACAGCGACUUCAGCAUCGAUCACGUCACCGGCGAGAUCAAGUCCAAGGCAUGGCUGGAUCGCGAGUCCCGGCCCCUCUACAGCCUCCUCGUGCUGCCCCAGAACGUGCGCGUCGUCAUCAAGAUCCUCGACGAGAACGACAACGCGCCGCAGUUCCCCGUGGAGCGCGUGGACAUCGAGUUCCCGGAGAAUCUGCCGCGCGGCUCUAAGCGCGCCCUGCCCCCCGCCAAGGAUCCGGACCUCGAUCGUUACAGCACCCAGCGCUACGACAUCAUCGCCGGCAAUCACGGCGACUCGUUCAAGCUGGUGGCGCAUCGCGGCUACGACGGCAUACUCUAUCUCGAUCUGCAGAACAGCGUCGCGCUGGAUCACGAGCAGCGCUCGAGCUAUCAGCUGCUGAUCAAGGCCUUCGACGGUGGCUCGCCACCGCUCAGCUCCCAGCUGCAGGUCAACGUCACCGUGCAGGAUGUGAACGACAACGCGCCCGUCUUCGAGAAGAACGCCUACGUGGUGGAGCUGUACGAGAACGCGACGCUGGGCACGCCGAUACUGCAGUUGCAGGCCCGGGACGCCGAUUCGGGCGACAACGGACGCGUCGUCUACUCGAUCAAUCGACGUCAGUCCGAUCGCGAGAAGAUCUUCGAGAUCGACGAGGCCACGGGCCUGGUGAGCCUCGGCAAGCCGCUCGACUUCGAGACCAAGGAGCGUCACGAGAUAGUCGUAGUGGCGCGCGAUCUUGGCGCUCAGCCGCUCGAGGCCAGCACCUUCGUCACGAUCUUCGUCGUGGACGUGAACGACAACGAGCCCGUGAUCAACGUGCACUUCCUGUCGGACGACGCCUCGCCCAAGGUCAGCGAGAACGCACCGCCCGGCGAGCUGGUGGCGCGCAUCAGCAUCAGCGAUCCGGACUCGCAGCACGAGUACCUCAACGCCACGGUCAAUCUCACCGGUGGCGAGAAUCACUUCGGCCUGGCGACCCACGAGAACACGCUCUAUCUCGUGGUGGAGGACCAGCUGCUGGAUCGCGAGUCCAAGUCCAGGUACGAGCUCGUCGUCGAGGCCAUCGAUUCGGGCCAGCCACCUCUCAAGGCGUCCAAGAGUUUCCAGCUUCUCGUCUCGGACGAGAACGACAACGCGCCGGAAUUCGAUCGGCCGAUUUACGAGUGCGAUCUGUUGGCUUCGGCCGAGCCGGGAAGCUCCCUGGUGAGCGUCCAGGCCCGUGAUCCCGAUGAGGAGCUCAACGGCCAAGUGAGAUACUCGAUACUGGGAAACUCCAGCUGGUUCGAGAUCAACGAGGAGACGGGCCUGAUAACGACCAAAUCGCCGAUCGAUUGCAACGUCGACGCGACACCCGUGCUAGUGGUGGAGGCUCGAGAUCUCGGGGAACCGUCUCUGGCGAGCACCGCGACGGUGCGCGUAUCCAUCAGAGACUCGGACAACAACGAGCCGGUUUUCGAUAAGCCUUUCUACAACGUGUCUUUACCCGAAGAUUUUCCCAUCGGCAAUUGUUUCUUCAAGAUGACAGCUGUGGACUACGAUUGCGGUAUCAACUCCAUGAUCAAUUACACGAUUUUCAAGAGCACCAGCUCGGACGAUCUGUUCGUCGUCGAUCCAGUGAGCGGAGACGUUUGCUUGAAGAACAAUUUGGACCGAGAAAAGUCCGAGGUCGAGGAAAUCCUAAUCGCAGCCGUUGACAAAGGUGGUUUGAGCGCGUACUCACUCGUCCGCAUCAACAUCAUCGACGUAAACAACAAUCAUCCGACUUUCCUGCGCAGCGAGUACAACGUUACGAUCGAAAUCAACAACAGCAAUGCAUUAAAUAAUCAGAAGCAGCAGCGGUCGGCGAUCGUGCGCUGCUCGGCCCACGACGCCGACGCCGGCUACUUCGGCCGCGUGCAGUACUACUUUCUCAACAGCCAGGGCGGCCAGGACGUGUUUCGCAUCGACAAGGACACGGGCGAGAUCUUUCUCGAUCGGCCGGACCUCGUCAACAAUCACGUGGUCUAUCAGUUUCACGUGGUGGCUAUAGACUACGGCGGCCUGAAGAGCAAGAACGAGGCCGUCGUAAGGAUCACCGCGGUGCUGAAAAACUCGUCGUUCGUUCGGUGCAGUUGGCCGCGGCAGAUCGUGGAGGCGAGGGAAGAUCUGCCGAUCGAUUCGGAGAUCGGUUUCGUCGAGGUCGCCGCUACCAGCAGCAGUGGCAGUAGCGGUAGCGGCUACUCGUUCUCCCUGCAGCCCCGGGACAACGCCGACUGGCUACUGGACACUUCGACGGGUGCUCUGCGCACCAAACGGCCACUGGAUCGCGAGGCCCGCGAUCACUACCUACUGAGCGUCCGUCUCAACGACACCGUCUCCGUCGGCUACUGCCAGAUCGAGGUGCGAGUCGUCGACGUCAACGACAAUCCACCCGAGUUCCAGCUGACCCAGGCGAGGAUAUCCGUGCCCGAAUCGUACGCGCUGCACAGCACCCUGUACAUAGCCAGCGCUCGGGAUCGGGACGUAGUACCGAGUGGAAUCCCCGUGCGAUACUCGAUCAAGGACAAGCAGGAGCAGCAGCUGUUCGGCUGCGACGCCGAGUCCGGCGAGAUAUUUCUCAUCGCUCGGCUGGAUUACGAGCGACAACAGAGACAUCGGCUGGUUGUGGUGGCGCAAGACGGCGACGGGCUGCAGUCCAAGCUCGAGCUGGACGUCGAGGUGCAGGACGUCAACGACAACAGUCCGAUUUUCGAGCAGGAUCGGAUAUUCUUGACGAUCAAGGAAAAUUACCACUCGCCUUAUCCCAUAUUCAAGCUACAAGCGAGCGACAGCGACUCGGGCAGAAACGCCCGUCUUCAGUAUCAGAUCCUCGACGACGACAACGACUCGGGCCCGCUCGACAUCAAUCCCGACACGGGCUGGCUGACGCUGAAUCGUGGCUUCGAUCGCGAGGCCAACGACAGUCACGUAUUUCGCAUCCAAGCCAGCGAUUGCGGCCUGUUUCCCCUCACGGCCACCGUCGAGCUUCGCAUCCAGGUGCUCGACGAGAACGACAAUCCGCCUCGAUUCGCGCGCGACUCCUACUCCUACGAGAUCGUGGAGAACGCCGAGGCCGACGUGUAUCUGCUGGAUUUGGUGGCUCACGACGCUGAUCAAGCCGACAACUCGCGACUCGAGUAUUCGCUCAGGCCGCAGGACGAUCACGUGAAGAUCGACCCGAGGUCGGGCAAGAUCACGAUCAGAGCGAGUCAGCUGGAUCGCGAGACCACCGAGCUGUACAGGUACGUGGUGGAGGCGCACGAUCACGGCAGCCCGAGGCUGGUGGCCAGGGUGCCGCUGGAGAUCAGGGUGCUCGACGCCAACGACAACUCGCCGAUCUUUCUCACGCGCAAAGAUCUCGCUGUGCACGCGCGAGAGUAUCAGCCGGUCAACACGUUCGUCGUGCAGAUGCAGGCUGUGGAUUACGACGCCGGUGACAAUGGGCGAAUCGCUUAUUCCAUCAAGCCCGAAAAUAAGACUCGAAGCCACGAAAUGUUCAGCAUCGACGAGAGCAGCGGCGUGAUAAGACUCAGGGAGGUGCUGGUCCAAGAGGAGUGCGACUCUUACGACGUCUUGGUCGCCGCGACCGAUCUCGGCAAUCCACCACGACAGAGCGUCGAUUCUCUUCGAGUCAGAGUCAUCUCCCUGACGGAUCAGCAACGCAUCUCUUCCAACUAUGUAUUGCGUUUCGAGGUGUAUGAGGACAUCGACGUAGGCGAGCAGAUCGGCAGUCUGCCGCGCAUCUUCAGCGCCGGUCAUCGCGUCAACUACACGAUUCUGUCCGUGACACCGGCAGACAGCUCGACUCUGUUCGAGGUCGAAUCACCGAGCGGAAAAAUAAUCGUCACCGACAGCCUCGAUUACGAAAAGGUCCUCGAGUACAAUCUCGAGAUCGAGGCGGUGGAUCUCACCGCCACCGGCGGUGGAGUCUCGGUGCUGUUCUCGGUGACCUGCGUCGUCCUCGACGUGGACGACAACGCGCCCGCCUGGCCCGAGGAUCCGGUGUUCAUCGAGAUGUCGGAGUGCGCCGCGCUGGGCUCGCGCAUCCAUCAGUUCCGAGCGCAGGACGCCGACAACGACGGCGACGUCGAGCUGAGAUACAGCAUGAGCAACGAGCAUCCGCCGGGCUCGGCCGAUCUCUUUCAUCUGGACGCCAUCACGGGCAUACUGUCGCUGAAGAAGCGUCUGGAUUACGAGACCGUGUCCGAGUACUUUUUCCGCGUCAAGGCCGAGGCGGGAAGUCGUAGCUCGUGGUGCUCGGUGAGGAUCGGCCUGCUGGACGAGAACGACAACGAUCCGCGUUUCGUCGUGCCGCGAAACGGCGAGGCACCGCUGCUCGUACCAGUGAACGCCAAGAAAGGCUCGCAGAUCCAGCGUAUAAUCGCCGUCGACGAGGACAGCGGCGAGAACGGCCGCGUGACCUAUCACCUCAAGCGCGAGCAAAACUACGUGAGCCUGAACGAGACAACGGGCAGCUUGAGCCUGCUGAGAUCGCUGCCGGACAGCGGCCUCGAGAUCGACGUAGUGGCCAGCGACCAAGGCUCGCCCACGAGCAGAUCGACCAGCAUGAGGCUCCGACUGAUCAGCAACGGGCAGGCGCAGAAGAUCUCGUCGUCGCAGAUCUUUUACUCUCAGCCGAGCGUGCGAGUGUCCGAGACGACGCGAAUAGGCACGAGGAUCGCCGAUCUCGAGCAGUUCACCCUGUCGUACUUCGAGAACGUCACUUUCUCCGUGCCGGAGCAGCAGCGGCAGUACAGCGCCGAAUUCGAGGUGCUGAGCGACGGCGGCGUCGUGCUCAGGGCCGCCCUGGAUCGCGAGCGAGUAGCCUCGUACUCGGUGCCGGUGUUGGCGCGCUCCAAGCGCCAAGUGGACGCGACGACGCUGCGCGUGGCCGUGCUCGACGAGAACGACAACAGGCCGAGCUUCGCGGCCGAGUCCUGCGCGGGAAAUCAUCUGGUGGUGCCGGAGAACAGUGGCGAGGGGGCGCCGAUGGCCGUGCACCGGGUCACGGCCCACGAUCCGGACGAGGCCGAGAACGCCACGAUCGUCUACACGAUUCACGCGGGCGACGACGACAACGAGUUCGAGCUCGACGAGACAAGCGGCCUGUUGACGGCUUCUAGUCUCGAUCGCGAGAAGACCGCCAGAUACGUGCUGAUUAUCAAGGCCAGCGAUCAGGGCACGCCGAGCCUCGAGUCCUACUGCAAUCUCACCGUCACGGUGCUCGACGACAACGACAACGCGCCCCUCUUCAUCGAGAACGAGUACACGGUUAAGCGAAACGAUGAUGUUUUUGACGACGACGACGACGACGACGAGUGCUCUCGAAACAAGGCCACGAGCUCGUCGUCGUGCAACGCCACGAGAAGCUACGAGGCCCACGUCACGGAGAAUCUGCCGAUCGGCACGAGCGUGAUGAAGCUCACGGCGGUGGAUCCGGAUCACGGCGUCAACGGCAAGGUCAUCUACUCGAUGAGCGACGAGACCUUUUACGAGUUCAAUAUCGACAAUCUAACGGGAGUCAUCACAACGUCAGGACCUAUCGAUUACGAAAAGCGCAAGCACUACUCGUUCAAAGUUCUGGCAACGGACAGCGGCAGGUCGACAGUGCGAUCGACGUUCUGCCGCGUCGACAUCUACGUGAAAGACGUCAACGACAAUCGUCCCGUAUUCAACGAGUACCUUUACCAAAUCGAUCUGCCGGCCGACACCCCGGCGAACCAGGAGGUGUUACGAGUCGAGGCUCGCGACGCCGACGACGAGCUCAACGGCCAAAUCGUUUACACUAUCGUGCACGACGACGUGGACGACGGCGACGCGAAAAAAUUCAUCAUCAACGAGAGAUCCGGCUCUAUCAGCGCGACGCAGUCGCUGCGCGAAAACGAGACGAGACUGUAUCGCUUGAAAGUCGUGGCCGCGGAUAAGGGCACUCCGUCUCUACGUACGCAAGCCCUCGUGGAGUUUCGACUCGUGGGUCGUGGCGCUACCGCUACGGAUCAUCUACACGCCAACGCGGCCGCGCUGCAAUUCCAGAGCAGCGUCUACACGAUCGAGAUCCGAGAAAAUCUGCCCGCUCGCACGGAGAUUCUGCAGGUGACGGCGCUCAGGUACAACGGCCGCAAGCAGCAGGUGUCGUACUACAUCGGGGCGGGCGACGACGAGGGCCGUUUCGAGGUCGAUCGACAGUCCGGGGUGAUCAGGGUGCACGACCCCGGCCAGCUGGACUACGAGCUGUGGAAGGGUCGCUCGAUCAAUCUGACGCUUUUAGCAAAGACGCCGGACGACGGGCCGCUCGUCAGGGAGGCCUACGCCAAGCUCAACGUGUUUCUCAAGGAUGCCAACGACAACGCGCCGAUUUUCACGCAAAGCGAGUACUUUGCCACGGUGGCCGAGGGCAAGCCCAAGAAUUUCUUCGUCGCCAAACUACUAGCCAUCGACGAGGACGAGAAAUCCAACGGCCAGGUCACCUACAACAUCGUCGACGGCAACGUGGACAACGCCUUCGUCGUGCAGUCGUCCGGUGUGGGCGUGGUGCGCACCAACAUCGUGCUGGAUCGCGAGAUACGCGAGCGCUACAGCCUGACGCUCAUCGCCACGGACAGCGGCAGUCCCCAGAGGACUGGCAGCGCGACCCUCAACAUACGCGUCAUGGACGUAAACGACAAUCGGCCGACUUUUCCGGAGUAUCAGACCAUACUCGUCCGAGAAGAUGCCGCACCCGGGGCUAUAUUGGCCACGGUUACGGCAAACGACGUCGACAGCUCGUCUCUACUCACGUACGAACUGAGCAACGUCCCGACCAGCUCCAGCUUCUCUAUCGAUCGUUACGGCGGUCGAAUCUUCAUCGUCGAACCGCUGGACGCCGAGGCUCGGUCGGAGUAUGGUCUACGCGUGACCUCGAGCGACGGCGAGCACAAAGUGGCCAUCGAUCUUAAAGUCGUCGUGGUCGACGUAAACGACAAUCCGCCGCGCUUCAAGCAGCUCGUCUAUCUCGCUACGCUUUCUCCAGAGCACCAAAAACUGCACACGAUCACGGACAUCGAAGCGAGCGACAACGACUCGUCCAAUCGCAACAACGUCAUAGCUUACGACUUGCUUCAGCCAGUCGAGAGAUUCGCCAUCAAUCCCUACAACGGGACUAUAUCGUUUGAAAAUUCAUUGCUCGGUAGCAGUUCUACCAGCACCAAUAACGAUGAGAUCGAGCUGACGGUGAUCGCUCGCGACAACGGCAAUCCUCAGCUCAGCGGCUUGGCGACUCUGCUGGUGCGUUUGCAGGGUGGCGACGCUCACCUGGUCAAUCAGAACGUCAAGGUCAGCCUGAAGGAGAACGCCACCCUGGGCACGAGUCUUUACAGAUUCCAUCACGGAAACGGCACGUACGAGCAGCAACAGCAGCAGCUGUACCAGACGAUCAGCGGCAACGGAAGUAAAUACUUCCAAGUAUCCGGUGACAGCGUCGUGCUGGUGGAGAAAUUGGAUCGUGAAAAAUACGAGAGGUUGUUUGUCAAUUUGAAGAAUGGCCUCGACAGUGCUUCGGAGAACUCGAUCAAUAUCCACGUGCAGGUGCAGGAUGUCAACGACAAUAGGCCGAUCUUUAAAAAUAACGAGACUUAUCUUACGAUCAAAGAAGAUAUUCCUAUCGGCAACACGCUCGCCACGCUCGAGGUUCGCGACGACGACGUCGACCUGGCCGGCGAGGUCGGCUUCGAGCUCAUGUCCGCCAGCGACGCGAAUCUGUUCAGGGUCAACGAGUCCACGGGCAGCGUGACGAUCACGCGCAGUCCCGACUGCGACAUCGGUGGAAACUCGGCUGAGUCCCAGUACCUCGUGGCGCUGGCCUGCGACAAGGAUCCUCGAGCGAGCCUCUGCUCGCUGGCUCGGCUUCAGAUACUCCUGAUCAACGUCAACGACAACCUGCCGAGAUUCGCCUCGUCGACUUAUCGCCGGGUCGUCUACGAGAACGAGCCGCUGACUCUGAUCGCCCGAGCCAUCGAUCUCGACGGCCCGGGCGCUCACGGCCAGUUCACGUACUCGAUCGCCCCGGCAGCGGCGGCGGCCGCGGAGCAGCAAGCGGACAUCUUCUCGAGCGGGUCCGACAGCGACACGGACGAGCGUUACUUCAGGAUCGAUCCAUCCUCGGGUCUGGUGACGAGCAGCGAGUCGUUUGACUACGAGCGCCGUAAGAGCUAUCGUUUCGCGAUACGCGCCACCGACCGCGACAACAACUACGCCGAAGCGCAGGUGCAGCUGGAGAUCAGGUCGCGCGACGAGUUCCAUCCGCAGUUCAGCGAGCGCGUCUAUCGCUUCAGGGUGGUGAACGCCGCGCAGAUACGCAAGGAGAAGAUCGUGGGCUACGUGAUGGCGCAGGACGCGGACGCGGGUCCCGACGGCAACACCACCUAUCACCUGGUCACGCGACAUCCGCUCUUCCGCGUCGAUCCCACCUCCGGGGCGCUGAUAUUCAAGCCCAAUCGUACGCUGCUGGCUUCUCUGUUAUCGCAGAGCAGUAGCAAGCUGAAGCUGCUGGUGCGAGCCGACAGCGGCGAGGUGAAUUCCCUGGGCAAUCUGACGCUGGUCGAGAUCGUCUACGCGACGACGAGCUCGGUAGCUGGCGGCACUGGCUCCGGCUCGUCGAGCAAGAACUCUGACUCGAUUCACGGCUUGACGGGCUACGACGACGUGAUCAACGAGACGGCGCAGCCGGGCAACGAGAAGCUCGUCGUUUGGAUCGGGGUUACCUUGCUCAUGCUCGUCGCCGGUUUUCUCGGUGUGCUCUCGUACCGGCACUUUUACGGCCAGCAGCGAGGCAAGAGGUCACCCGGUGGUGGUAUCCCCGGUGGCCCGAGUCUCAAGGUCGAGACGAACAUAGCCGUGCAGGCUGCAGCUGCUGCGGCUGCUGCUGCCGCGGCGGCUAGUAGCGGUAAUUUUGCAAAAUCUUCGGCUUACCCGUUCGCCAACUUGGCCGCCGCCCCGAGCGUGUCGUCGUCGAAGCGUCAGUUGGCCGCGAGCGAGGUGAAUUACGCCACGGCCGAGACAGUGAGCCAGAUCACCAACGCCUAUCAUCAGUCCCAGACGUCGGACUUCAACAACAUCCUGUCGAAUUACGCCGAGUACAGCCAGCCCGAGGAGAUCUUCCUGUCGGAGCUGUCGCUGAGCAAUCAGUCGGGCUCGUCGGGCCACGGCUCGGGGGAGGACGACAACGCCGAGGAGGACCUCGACGACGAGGACUUGGACGACGACGAGGAGAUCGUCAUGUACAACAAGUCCGAGAUACUGGUGGACGAUCUGAGCAACGCCUCGAUACAGAACAUACAGGACUAUCUGGCGAGGCUGGGCAUCGUCGAGGCGGCCCUGGCGCCGGGUAGCAAGCAGGGCUCCUCCAACAACGGCGGCGGAGAGCAUGGGCACCAGGGCGGCGCCGAAGUCAAUAUGGACGACGACGACGACGACGAUAUGUCGGACAAGUACUCGAGCGUGUACGAGUGUCGGCGUAAGAUCGACGCGCUGCAGGCCAACAUCGGUGGUGUCCAGCAGCAGCUGCAGCAGCUGAGCGAGCAGAGCCCGAGCGCGCCCGAGCUCGCCGGCAGCAGCUUCGAGGAGCAGUCGAGCGUCUUCUACGAUUGGAACUGCCUGCUCGACUGGAGCCCGGAGUACCAGUCGAUGGCCCACGUGUUCAGCGAGAUAGCCCGACUGAAGGACGACACGCGCAAUCUCAAUGCCUUUCUGCAGCAGCAGCAGUUGAGCGAGCAGGCCGAGGCCAAGCUCAAGUCUCUGCUGGUGCAUGUGUCCUCGGGGGCGGCAGCAGCGGCGGCUGCCUCGUCGUCGAUCGUGCCCAAGUCGCCGAUCGACUACGACGUCUCGGACUUCCCGUCGAUGGCUCUGAGUCCGAGUUUCUCACCCGCCAUGACGCCGCUGGCCAGUCGAAGCCUCGACGUCAAUCCGUCCAUACUACCCGUGCCACACAAAACUAAUCAGUAUUCCGGCGCGUCCAGCUAG